This is a messenger RNA of Carassius gibelio (silver crucian carp), 1605 nucleotides long. RefSeq names its product macrophage mannose receptor 1-like. The transcript has 5 exons. The coding region runs from base 207 to 1304 and encodes 365 amino acids. The record is from RefSeq and is a predicted model, not a curated record. Lineage: Eukaryota; Metazoa; Chordata; Actinopteri; Cypriniformes; Cyprinidae.
GAGAUGAACACACGCUCUCUUGUUCAGUGUGCUUGCCUUUGGGCAAAAAAGAAGGAAACAAACCUGAGAAAGAAACAAGUAAACCACAGAAGGGAGUUUUUCAUUCCAGGAAAACCAAAGGAGGAGCAGAAAGAGAGAGGAUCGUGAUAUCAGUCUGUUCUGAUAAAAUAAGAAACAAACACACCUGAAGCACAACAUCUACAGAAAUGGAGAGAAUCACACUGAUGUCUGUUCUGCUCACAGUCGUGGUCAGUUCGUCUCCGCGUCAGUAUCACUUUGUGAAUCAGAAGAAGAACUGGACUGAAGCUCAGAGAUACUGCAGAGAGAAAUACACAGAUCUGGUCUCUAUCAAUGACAUGAAUGAACAGAAUGACACAAAUCAGCUCCUACAGAGAGAGAACAUCAGGGCUGACCGUGUCUGGAUUGGGCUGCAGGACGCAUGGGUUUGGUCUCUGAAUAACUCUGACUUCUACAGAGGAAAUGAGUCUCAGUUUAGGAAUUGGGGACCAUAUCAACCAAAUGGAGAUGGAGACUGUAUUUAUAUGAACAAUGAUGGACAAUGGCAUGAUGUGGACUGUAGUAAAACAAGAUAUUUCAUCUGCUAUAAUGGCAGCAGUAAAGGAUUCGUCCCUGUACAGGAGAAAAAGAACUGGAUUGAAGCUCAGAAACACUGCAGAGAGAAACACACAGAUCUGGCCAGUGUGAGGAAUGAGAGUGAGAAUGAACAGAUAAAGAACCUAACUUCACCUAAUCAAGCCUGGAUCGGUCUGCAAAGAUUCUGGGUUUGGUCAGACAACAGCAAAUUUAUAUCCCCUCUCUGGAGCACUGGUCAACCCAAUAUCAGAGAUGGCAGAAACAGCAUCUGUGUAUCAACUGGUAUCAGUGAAGGAGGAUGGACAGACGAGCGUUGUUCAGAUCAUCAUCUCUUUGUGUGUUAUGAUGAUAAACUGGUUCUGAUCCGAGAGAAUAAGACGUGGACUGAAGCUCUGAGAUACUGCAGAAAUAUGAGCAUGGACCUGGUGUCGGUGGAUUCGGAGCAGAUGCAGCAGUGGGUGAAGAUCUUGUUGAUGAAAACGAGCGCUGUCUCUGAUCACGUGUGGCUGGGUCUGCGUCACUCCUGCACAGUGGGGAUCUGGUUCUGGGUCAACGGUCAGACCGUGUGCUAUGAUCAGUGGGCUUCUGGUUAUGACAGCGGACCGGACGAAUGUGAUAAGACCGUCAGAUCCGGAGUCAUUCGAAAGAAUGAUACUCGCUGGAUCAGCCGCCCUGAAACUGAUAGAUACAACUUCAUCUGCAUCAAGUGAGUGCUGGAGAGUAACUGAUUACAUCUGAUCCAGAUUACAAAUAUUCUGUACUUUAAUUAGAUUACACUACAUUUUAAAAUACCAAUAUUUAGAAAACCGUUACUUUCUUAUGGAUUACGUUCACACAAUACAAGUAAAGUAUUAAUUUAAUUAUAAAGUAAUCACAAAGUACUCAGAAUACAUUACUUAAAAUGUGAAAUCUAAUCGAUUGUUACUAAAUAAAAUUUUCAUGAUGUACUUUGUAACCAGUAACAGACUUAUAAUAUAAUAUAAUAUAAUAUAAUAUAAUAUAAUAUAAUAU